Cladophialophora psammophila CBS 110553 is the source of this 1596-nucleotide messenger RNA. RefSeq lists its product as uncharacterized. The record is from RefSeq and is a predicted model, not a curated record. NCBI's taxonomy places the organism in Eukaryota, Fungi, Ascomycota, Eurotiomycetes, Chaetothyriales, Herpotrichiellaceae. Gene Ontology annotation, cellular component: membrane. Gene Ontology annotation, biological process: transmembrane transport; carbohydrate transport. Bases 1 to 1596 code for a protein of 531 amino acids. Gene Ontology annotation, molecular function: carbohydrate:proton symporter activity. The transcript is spliced from 3 exons.
AUGAAACGCUUUUGGGGCCUUCGUGGGCGCUGGCUGAACGCUGCAAUAUGGGCCCUGGCCAUGUUUGCGGUCAUGAUCUUUGGGUACAACCAAGCAGUCGCCGGCGGAGUCCUCACCACUGCGUCCUUCAAUAGGGAAUUUCCUAAGAUGGACGUGAUUGAUACAACAGGCGCGCAAAAGCAUUACAACUCGACCAUCCAAGGCACCGUUAUCGCUCUCUACACUCUGUGUGGCACAUUUGGGGCUCUGGCCUGCACAUUUCUAGGCGAUGUUCUCGGACGUCGAGGCACGAUCUUUCUGGCCACCGCGGUUCAGAUGGUCGGCGCCAUCCUGAUGGCAUCUUCAUUUUCCUUUGCACAAUUCAUUGUUUCCCGCAUCGUCGUGGGCCUCGGGACGGGCGGCAUCAUUGCAACUGUCUCGGUCUGGCAAUCUGAGCUUUCCAAGGCGGAGAGUCGGGGCGAACAUGUGUCGGCCUUUGGUAUCUUCUGCGGUCUCGGGCUGCUAUUGGCAUUGUGGAUUGACUUCGGUUUCUCCUACUACUCCGGUUCGAUAUCAUGGCGAUUCCCCUUCGCAUUUGAAAUCGUCCUGUCUGUCAUCGUGUUGACCUUCAUCUUCACUCUACCCGAGUCUCCUCGCUGGCUGAUAAAGAUGAACCGUGUUGAAGAGGCGCGCGAGAUCAUCGGUCUCCUCUACAAUGUCGAUCCACAUGACGAUGAGGUGCAGAGGGAGAUUCGCGAUAUCCAAUCUGCGCUCGAGCUUGCUGGGUCAGUUUCUCUUAAGGCGUUGUUCAAAAUGGGACCUCAGAGGACGUUUCAUCGAGUGGUGCUUGCAGCGUGCGUACAGAUUUUCCUCCAAAUGACCGGUGUCAACGCAAUCACCUACUAUGCCUCCUCAAUCUAUGAAUCCGACCUUCACUUCGAUGCGACUGUAUCUCGGAUCCUUGCCGCCGCUUCGCAAUUCGCCAUCGUCUUGGGUUCAUGUCUUUGUUCCUGGACGGUCGACCGCUUUGGCAGGCGCAAACUGAUGCUCUUCAGUUCCAGCAGCAUGGCCGUCUGUAUGGCCUGCCUGACGGGUCUAGUGUCUAAUCCUGACAACAGCCCGGCCCUUAAGGUGGCAGUCUUCUUCCUCUACCUCUACUACGUCGUCUACACGAUUGGAUUCUUGGGCAUCCCAUUCCUCUACGCGUCAGAAAUCGCACCUGUCCAUCUCCGCGCCGCGGUCUGCGGCAUCUCCACCGCUGUGUCGUGGCUGUUCAACUUCCUCGUGGCAGAAGUAACGCCGGUGGCCUUCACGGACAUCGGAUACCAGUACUUCAUCGUGUACACAGCGCUCAACGCCGCCUUUGUGCCUAUCAUCUUCUUUUUCUUCCCCGAGACUGCUGGCCGCAGUUUGGAGGAGCUGGACGAGAUCUUCGCCGCUUCCAAGACCAUUUUCGACCCCGUGCGCGUCGCCCGCAAACUGCCCCAUCGCCACUUAGACGAUUUCUUACGUCAGGAGGAAGAGAUCGUCCAGGAGGUGAUGGAGCCCAAGGGGUUGGUGAACGGCGAGGGCGAGGGCGUGGAGCAUGUGGAGAAUCCGGAGAAGGACGAGGCGUGA